Messenger RNA from Hevea brasiliensis (rubber tree), 3404 nucleotides. RefSeq names its product cellulose synthase A catalytic subunit 7 [UDP-forming]. The record is from RefSeq and is a predicted model, not a curated record. Gene Ontology annotation, biological process: plant-type primary cell wall biogenesis; cellulose biosynthetic process. Gene Ontology annotation, molecular function: cellulose synthase (UDP-forming) activity. The transcript has 13 exons. Gene Ontology annotation, cellular component: plasma membrane; trans-Golgi network. Bases 93 to 3206 code for a protein of 1037 amino acids. Lineage: Eukaryota; Viridiplantae; Streptophyta; Magnoliopsida; Malpighiales; Euphorbiaceae.
UACCCUUUUCAUUCUUAAAAAAGAAACACCCUUCACCUCUCACCCCUAACCCAUUUCUUUCUUCUCUCUCUUCUCUCCAUUCACAGAUCACCAUGGAAGCCAGCGCUGGCCUUGUUGCCGGCUCUCACAACCGCAAUGAGCUCGUCGUCAUUCAUGGCCAUGAAGAGCCUAAGCCUUUGAAGAACUUGGAUGGUCAAGUUUGUGAGAUAUGUGGGGAUCAGAUUGGGUUAACGGUGGAUGGAGAUCUGUUCGUGGCUUGCAAUGAGUGUGGUUUUCCAGUUUGUAGGCCUUGCUAUGAGUAUGAAAGAAGAGAAGGAACUCAAGUUUGUCCUCAGUGCAAAACUAGAUACAAGCGUCUCAAGGGGAGCCCCAGGGUUGCGGGAGACGAUGAUGAGGAGGACGUUGAUGAUAUUGAACAUGAGUUCAACAUUGAAGAUGAGCAAGACAAGAACAAGCAUCUCACAGAGGCUAUGCUUUAUGGGAAGAUGACCUAUGGAAGAGGCCAUGACGAUGAGGAAAAUAGCCAAUUCCCACCAGUUAUAGCCGGUGGAUUCAGAUCAAAACCAGUCAGUGGAGAGUUUCCUAUUGGAUCUCAUGGAGAACAGAUGUUGGCGUCUUCACUUCAUAAACGAGUGCAUCCAUAUCCAGUAUCUGAGCCAGGAAGUGCGAAAUGGGAUGAAACGAGAAAGAGGGGAUGGAAGGAGAAGAUGGAUGACUGGAAAAUGCAGCAAGGCAAUCUGGGACCUGAACCUGAUGAUGAUCCUGACGCAGUCAUGGUAGAUGAGACAAGGCAGCCACUUUCGAGGAAAGUACCAAUUGCAUCUAGCAAGAUCAACCCAUAUAGAAUGAUUAUUGUGGCUCGCCUUGUGAUAUUGGCUUUAUUUCUUCGGUAUAGAAUAUUGAACCCAGUGCAUGAUGCAAUUGGGCUCUGGCUAACAUCUAUCAUCUGUGAGAUCUGGUUUGCAUUUUCAUGGAUUCUUGAUCAGUUCCCCAAGUGGCUCCCAAUUGAUCGUGAGACCUAUCUUGAUCGCCUUUCUCUCAGAUAUGAGAGGGAAGGUGAGCCGAAUAUGCUAGCUCCAGUGGAUUUCUUCGUCAGUACUGUGGAUCCUAUGAAGGAACCUCCCUUGGUGACUGCAAAUACAAUAUUGUCAAUCUUGGCUGUGGAUUAUCCAGUAGAAAAGAUCUCAUGCUACCUCUCAGAUGAUGGUGCUUCCAUGUGCACCUUUGAAGCCUUGUCUGAAACCGCUGAAUUUGCAAGAAAAUGGGUACCAUUCUGCAAGAAAUUUAACAUAGAGCCUCGAGCCCCUGAGAUGUACUUCGCUUUAAAGGUGGAUUAUCUCAAAGACAAGGUCCAGCCUACCUUCGUUAAAGAACGUAGAGCUAUGAAGAGAGAAUAUGAAGAAUUCAAGGUCAGGAUAAACGCUAUUGUAGCAAAAGCACAGAAGGUUCCUCCAGAGGGAUGGAUAAUGCAAGAUGGGACUCCAUGGCCUGGAAAUAAUACCAGGGAUCACCCUGGUAUGAUUCAAGUGUUUCUGGGUCACAGUGGAGGUCAUGAUGUUGAAGGAAAUGAGCUCCCUCGCCUCGUUUAUGUGUCUCGUGAAAAAAGGCCUGGUUUUGCACAUCACAAGAAAGCUGGUGCCAUGAAUGCUCUGAUUCGUGUCUCUGCAGUACUUACCAAUGCACCAUUCAUGCUAAACUUGGAUUGUGAUCACUAUGUCAAUAAUAGCAAAGCCGUCAGAGAAGCCAUGUGUUUCUUGAUGGAUCCUCAAACAGGGAAGAAAGUUUGUUAUGUACAAUUCCCUCAAAGAUUCGAUGGUAUAGAUAAGCAUGAUCGAUAUGCAAAUAGAAACACAGUCUUCUUUGAUAUUAACAUGAAAGGUCUAGAUGGAGUUCAAGGUCCUGUGUAUGUCGGGACUGGAUGUGUUUUUAGAAGGCAAGCACUAUAUGGAUAUGAACCACCAAAGGAUCCUAAGCGCCCAAAAAUGGUUAGUUGUGACUGCUGCCCAUGUUUUGGGCGCCGCAAAACGAAGGAAUCUAAGAGAGGUGCUAAUGGAGAAGCUACAAAUCUUGAAGGAGUGGAUGAUGACAAGCAACUUUUGAUGUCCCAGAUGAAUUUUGAGAAGAGAUUUGGACAGUCGGCAAUUUUUGUGACUUCAACUUUAAUGGAAGAAGGUGGUGUCCCUCCUUCCUCAAGUCCUGCAUCUUUGCUUAAAGAAGCCAUUCAUGUGAUUAGUUGUGGCUAUGAAGACAAAACCGAUUGGGGAACUGAGCUUGGCUGGAUUUAUGGUUCAAUUACAGAGGAUAUCCUUACAGGUUUCAAGAUGCAUUGUCGCGGCUGGAGGUCCAUCUACUGCAUGCCUAAGAGACCUGCAUUUAAAGGUUCAGCUCCUAUCAAUCUGUCAGAUCGGCUGAACCAAGUGCUUAGGUGGGCCCUUGGUUCUGUUGAGAUCUUCUUUAGUCGUCACAGUCCUGUCUGGUAUGGCUAUAAAGAAGGAAAGCUCAAGUGGCUUGAGAGAUUCGCAUAUGUCAACACAACUGUCUAUCCUUUCACCUCCAUACCACUUCUUGCAUAUUGUACCUUGCCUGCCAUAUGCUUGCUGACAGAUAAAUUCAUCAUGCCCGAGAUAAGCACCUUUGCAAGUCUUUUCUUCAUUGCUUUAUUCAUAUCAAUCUUUGCAACGGGUAUUCUUGAGCUAAGAUGGAGUGGGGUGAGCAUUGAAGAAUGGUGGAGAAAUGAGCAAUUCUGGGUCAUUGGUGGAAUAUCAGCUCAUCUCUUUGCUGUUGUGCAAGGUCUUCUAAAGAUUUUAGCUGGCAUUGACACAAACUUCACAGUUACAUCCAAAGCAACUGAUGAUGAAGAAUUUGGAGAACUAUAUGCUUUUAAAUGGACAACCCUCUUGAUACCUCCAACUACCAUCCUAAUCAUCAACCUUGUUGGAGUUGUUGCUGGAGUCUCAGAUGCUAUAAAUAAUGGAUACCAAUCAUGGGGGCCAUUAUUUGGCAAGCUCUUCUUUGCCUUCUGGGUGAUUGUCCACCUCUACCCAUUCCUGAAAGGUUUGAUGGGGCGGCAAAACAGGACACCGACCAUUGUUGUUAUCUGGUCUGUUCUCUUGGCUUCAAUAUUUUCCUUGCUUUGGGUUCGAAUAGACCCAUUUGUCAUGAAAACCAAGGGACCUGACACUAAGCAAUGUGGAAUCAACUGCUAGGAAGUUUUUCCGAUAUGCAUAUCUUUGGAAGAUACAUGUACAUACUUGCUUUUACAAGUAUAUCAAAUAUGAUGUAUGAAUCAACGAAAUGCAAAUGCACAAUGAAUAAAGCUAGAGUGAAAAUUUUUGUGCAGCAUUUUGCAAUGUACCAAGUUUUGUAAUUGAAGUGAAAGAUUUGAUUUUUAUAUUAUUUUUUCA